Messenger RNA from Nicotiana attenuata, 571 nucleotides. RefSeq names its product NADH-ubiquinone oxidoreductase chain 1-like. Lineage: Eukaryota; Viridiplantae; Streptophyta; Magnoliopsida; Solanales; Solanaceae. Gene Ontology annotation, cellular component: membrane. The transcript has 2 exons. Gene Ontology annotation, biological process: aerobic respiration. Bases 5 to 571 code for a protein of 188 amino acids. The record is from RefSeq and is a predicted model, not a curated record. Gene Ontology annotation, molecular function: NADH dehydrogenase activity.
UCCCAUGCUGAGUCACAGGCAGCGCCUCGGAAAGCACGGACGAGCCACAUGCAGGAAAACUUGCACGUGUGGUUCUGGCCGGGGACCCCGGUAUACUGUACUAAUAUGUGUAGCUUCUCGUAAUUCGAGUGAGAUUGUCAUGGCGCAAAAGCAGAUAUGGUCCGGUAUUCCUUUGUUCCCUGUAUUGGUUAUGUUCUUUAUAUCUCGUCUAGCAGAAACUAAUCGAGCUCCGUUUGAUCUCCCAGAAGCGGAAGCUGAAUCAGUUGCAGGCUAUAAUGUAGAAUAUGCGCCGGAUGCGAUCCUUAAUAGUUCACUGUUGGCGGAAGCCAAUGUCCCGGGGUCUUGGGGACUCAUUCUGACUGAAACAAGGGGCGGGUCUUUACCAACUUCCAAAUAUUCUAUUUUAGGAAAGCCAAAAAAGGUGGAAGGAGAUGAAAGCUGGCGCAUAAGUAAUGUAAUGAUGGCUAAGGAAGAGUGUGCCAUGGUGAAAUGCAACACAGAACAGAAAGCAAGGAAGGUGAAACGGCGUUGGCAAAAUCCAAUACAGAAUGUCCCGAGGGGGCAUUGUUGA